Messenger RNA from Brachypodium distachyon (stiff brome), 885 nucleotides. RefSeq lists its product as uncharacterized. Gene Ontology annotation, biological process: DNA-templated transcription. Lineage: Eukaryota; Viridiplantae; Streptophyta; Magnoliopsida; Poales; Poaceae. The record is from RefSeq and is a predicted model, not a curated record. Gene Ontology annotation, cellular component: nucleus.
AUGGCGAGAGGAUCCAUAAAUGGUAAGGUUAUAAAAGGUGCAGGUUCACACUCUGCUAGGCACGCACAGGCGUUGGGUGAUUGUGAAAUGCAGUACCUGUCCAUAGACAAAGGUUUAAGAGAUGAUAUCAAGUCAGUCAUCGGCAAGCUCUCUCCUACGACUCACAAAAUUCUGUGGGAGGGCACUAUACAACUGGAUAGUUGCCGAAAGGAAACAAUUGUUGCUUGCUUUGAAAGUGGAGAGAAAAUUCAAGAUAUUCAAUGGCCGAAAAGCAUAGUGGUCAAGGGAAGAGUUAAGUUGGAGGAUUUUGAGAAGUUCGUCAAAGAACUUCCUCCUUCUCGAAGCCGAAUAAUGAUGGUAAUUUCCCUUCACGAGAAGGUUGGGUCCUCAAAAGUAGGCUUAAAGGGAACUAAGGAGGCUGCAAAUAGCUUUGAACAGAGACAAAGGGUUGGUUUUGCAGAGAUUUGCGAGGGUUGUGGUCUUUAUGUAUGUCCAAGAAGUGAUCAUAUAAUAAAACUUCUAGAUGAAUAUGGUUUCUAUAAAUGCACAUCAACAACAGAGACCAACCAAGACUCGUUAAUUGGGUUCGUUGUAUGGAAUAAACCACCGCAAUCAUACACAAGCAAGGUCCACAACAGCGUUGAAAAAACAGAAGAAAUUCAAGGCACCAAUGUGGAAGCGCAAGAUUUUGCGGAUGAUCAAGAAUUAGGUCAUAUGCAUCCUCCUCAUGUGCCAGCAGAUCAAGUCUUGUUUCAUCAGCAUCAUCGUCAUGCACGAAGAGAUCAGGGCUUCAUUCCUCACCGCCCUCCCAAUUUUGCACCCCAGCCAUUCAUGUCAUAUCAUGGAAAUUUUCCGAACCAGCAACAUUUACGAUUCGGUGAUUAA